Molecule: messenger RNA, 3486 nt
Organism: Sitodiplosis mosellana (orange wheat blossom midge)
Lineage: Eukaryota; Metazoa; Arthropoda; Insecta; Diptera; Cecidomyiidae
Gene: Hel25E
Product: ATP-dependent RNA helicase WM6
Exons: 13
Coding region: 998-2269 (423 amino acids)
Biological process (GO): mRNA export from nucleus; mRNA splicing, via spliceosome
Molecular function (GO): RNA helicase activity; ATP binding; RNA binding
Source: RefSeq, a predicted model, not a curated record
CAGCGAAGACAAUCGACUCUGUGUUGUAGAGCCAACACUGUCGUUUAACCUCACGUCAUACACUCGCUCAUUGGCUUGUGAUGAAAGAUUUCAACAUCGAAACUGCCUACCAAACUGUCAAAGUAUACGUAAAGAGAUUCAAUAUUUUGGCUUUGUAUUAUUAAAAUGUGGUAGAUUUUUUUCUCACUUUUUUUCCUCGUGGCAAUCAAUGCAUGAGAUCCCCAAAGUUUUUCGACAAUUUGAAUUGGUCCAAUUGAAAAUGUAACGAAAUCACAAACAUUUUUCUAUAAUGAAUGCCAUGAAUGCUUAUCAAUCAAUUUAAUGGGAGCGUAACAGCUUAUACCGUUUCCGUUAAACAUUGAUAACAAUUAUUUUAAGUGUUUUCAUGCGAGAAAAAAAAUGAAGUAAUCACACUAUUUUUGGGAGUAUGACUCAAAAAUGUAAAUUUAAUGCAAUUAUUGUUGGCAUUUUUCGGAUGUGUAACAUUAUAUUUUUUCUGAAGUCAAUUUUUGCUUCGGUUGAUUGUACUGAACCUUGACUGUUACUUAUUCUGCUAUCGGUUGAUACAUUUCAACAGAACUUUAGAGUUCGUUCCCUUGAAAAUUUUAUUGAAAUUAAUUUUCCUCGCUUCAAAGGAAGAGAAAAAAAUAUUUCUGCAUUAAAAAUAUCCAAUCGAAUCCAAAAUUAAAUUUCUUUCUUUCAAAUUUAAUCUCGUUGUGAAAUACAUUUUACAAAAACAUUGAUCGGUUCAUUAGGGUUGGUUCACAUUCACAAUGGUGUCGUUCACAUUCGAGCUGUCACACAAACACACAGCUAAUUAGUGUGAAGCAAACAAACGUUUUUUUUUUUUGGCGCUCGCACUCUCUCUGUGUAGACGUCAACUGUGUAACCAAGCGAUAGAAGAAAAAAAAAUACGUUCAGCCAUAUUGAAGAAGUCGUUCGUCGAGUUAAAGCGUAUAAGUGAAGCGAAAAAGAAAAACUAAAACAAACAUUAAAGAUGGCCGACAACGAUGAUCUUUUGGAUUAUGAAGAUGAAGAGCAGACCGAGACAGUUGUGGCGGAGACAACUGAGGCUCCGAAAAAAGAUGUGAAAGGUACUUAUGUAUCAAUUCACAGUUCUGGUUUUCGUGAUUUUCUUCUGAAGCCUGAAAUUCUGAGAGCCAUCGCUGACUGCGGUUUUGAACAUCCCUCAGAAGUUCAACACGAAUGUAUUCCACAAGCCGUUCUUGGAAUGGACAUUUUAUGCCAAGCCAAGUCAGGUAUGGGCAAAACGGCUGUGUUUGUUUUGGCAACACUGCAACAAUUGGAACCAACGGAAAAUCAUACCUAUGUGUUGGUCAUGUGCCAUACGCGUGAGUUGGCUUUCCAAAUCAGCAAAGAGUACGAACGUUUCUCCAAAUAUAUGCCAGCAUUGAAAGUUGGCGUAUUUUUCGGUGGAUUGCCCAUCCAAAAAGAUGAAGAGACACUGAAGACAAUGACGCCGCACAUCGUUGUUGGAACACCCGGCCGUAUUUUGGCUCUCAUCCGUAACAAGAAACUCAACUUCAAGCACUUGAAACACUUCAUUUUGGAUGAAUGUGACAAAAUGUUGGAACAAUUGGAUAUGCGUCGUGACGUACAAGAAAUUUUCCGCAAUACUCCGCACGGCAAGCAAGUUAUGAUGUUUUCGGCUACGCUAAGCAAAGAAAUUCGUCCCGUCUGCAAGAAAUUCAUGCAAGAUCCCAUGGAAGUUUACGUGGACGAUGAAACCAAAUUGACUUUGCACGGUUUGCAACAGCACUACGUCAAAUUAAAGGAGAACGAGAAGAACAAAAAACUUUUUGAAUUGUUGGACGUGUUAGAGUUCAAUCAGGUCGUCAUUUUCGUCAAGUCGGUUCAACGUUGUAUGGCUUUGGCUCAGCUCUUGACCGAACAAAACUUCCCGGCCAUCGGCAUUCAUCGUGGUAUGGGACAAGAAGAAAGGUUGUCACGUUAUCAACAGUUCAAAGAUUUCCAAAAGCGUAUUUUGGUCGCAACCAACUUGUUUGGCCGUGGUAUGGAUAUCGAGCGUGUCAACAUCGUAUUCAACUACGAUAUGCCUGAAGACUCUGACACCUAUUUGCAUCGCGUCGCUCGUGCUGGACGUUUCGGUACCAAAGGAUUAGCCAUCACAUUUGUUUCGGAUGAGGGUGACGCCAAGAUUCUAAAUGAAGUUCAAGACCGUUUCGAUGUCAACAUUACGGAAUUGCCCGAUGAAAUCGAUCUCUCAUCGUACAUCGAAGGACGAUAAAUCAUAAAACUGAAUUGGUUAAGAUUAAGGAGAACGUAUAAGAAGAUCUAUUUUAAGAGACAUACACAAAAACACAUACAAAAUCACGAAAGAAAAAGAAAGAAAAUCCCAUAAAUAGGACCUUUUCAUCCAGACAAUUAAUACAACAUGUACUUUACACUACAUGAGGAUUACAUUUAGAUAAACUAACGUGCUUAGUUGCAGCAUUUUUUUUUACGUUCUAACUUAUCACAGUAAUCUGAUUUUAAAUUUAGUCUAUCAAAUUCCAUAAUUUUGCAUAACAAAUUAAACAGUAGAAUUGAAUGAAUCCCAAACAAGAAAAAACAAAUAACAAAACAUAAUAUGAAGCAAACAAGAGUGAAAUGUUUAGUUUUUUUUCGCACUUUUCAUAUGAAUACCAACCUACAACAUUAAAUUGUCAAAGUAAUUCGUUCUAGAACAAAAAAAAAAGUCUUGAAAUAAAAAGAAAAAAAUGAUUGAAAGAAAAUGUGCAGGAAGAACGGUAAUUUUGAACUAAAGAUGAAACAAUAAAAAAAUAAGAAUAUUGAUAAAUGACAUAAACCAAACUUUUUCUUCAUAAAACCAAACGAAAAAAAAAAUACUGUGAUUCGGUUGUAAAAAUGCGGUGGCUUAAUCAUUAUGUAAUCGAGUGACUCAGCUCAAAAAUUCAUGAUCUGAAAAUGCAUCUCGGAUUGAAACAUUCCAUUCCAGCAUAUUGAGGAGGCUCACAAGAUUUUGUCCGCCACACAGAAGUCCCAUCAAUUUCCAUGAGACUAUUUGAUUCGUCCCUGAUGUGACUUUGAACAGAAAUAUUAAUGACUAAUUCCAAAUGUUGGUCCAUUCCAGCUGGAAUUGAAGUACUUCUCUUUUCUCAUAGACACUCGAACUGACAGUAUGUGACUUUCAGCAAAAUUGUGUCCAGUUCACCUUCUCUAUCAUACUCUCUUACAGAUAUACCAAGUUGUUGCUUUGAAUGCAAGUCCGUAUUUCAGCAGAACACUCGAGUCUCUCCUAACGUUACCUGUUUAUCGCAUGGAAAUUGAAGCUUUUGACAUAACUAUAUCCAAAGGAUUUGGUCCGAAUCUAUGGCUAUAGUCUUAAUCUGUAUCGUAUAGCAUGGAUUGCCUAUAUAUAGUUCAAAUUGUACAAAAAAUUCAAAUCCAGGGAUAUGCUGUAUUCAAAAUUAUAUUUUUGAAUAAAUAGAAGUCCGUAAAAUC